Heterobilharzia americana is the source of this 1361-nucleotide messenger RNA. The record is from the annotation of a GenBank genome assembly. NCBI's taxonomy places the organism in Eukaryota, Metazoa, Platyhelminthes, Trematoda, Strigeidida, Schistosomatidae.
GGGAGCUGUUUCAAGACUCGUUAACGAGUUUUGACUGAGCAUCAAUAAGACAAAAUCUCAGGUAGCCAAGAAGUGUUACAUUGCCAGGACAUAAAGUUGGAAAAUGUGACAUAAAACCACUACCUGGGAAAAUUCUGGUGGUCAAAACUAUUCCAGUACUGGAUUCAGAGAGGAAACUGCAAAAGUUCUUGGGUAAAAUAGAGCCGCAUUCUACAAUCGGUUGCUCAAAAAUUUCAAUGAGAUAACACCUUUAUGUAGUCUACUUGGUAACCCCAAAUUUACGUGGACAGAGGGGGCACAGAAAGUGUUUGAUCAUAUCAAGGGACUCCUAAAUAAUCAGGAGGUGGGUUUUAAACCACCAAUACCCUGGAGGCCAUUCAUCGUGUCCACCGAUGCGAGUAAUUAUGGAAUAGGCCCAGUUCUGAGACAAUAAAGGAGCAGUGGAGUAUGCCAGUCGUGUCCUGACACCUGCAGAACAAAAAUAUUUCACGGUUGAAAAAGAAUGUCUGGCGAUAGUUCAGGCGCUUGAGAAAUGGAGAUCAUACCUCCUCGGUCAGCGAUUCUACAUUGAAACUGAUCGUAAACCUCUCCAGUGGCUAGAGAUAGUGAGGGGUCCUAGAGGAAAAUUAUCACGUUGAAUGUUACGACUGCAAGAGUACUAUUUCACAAUCGGUCACGUUGCAGGGAAAGAAAACUGGUUGGCAGACUUCUUAUCAAGAUUAGACGAAGAAAAUAAACUGUGUGAGAUCGUAUACGGUGUUCAUGCAAUGGGACGGGACCCAUUAGGACUUAUUCACCUUCAGAAGUGGGACCCUACACUCAAGGCAGUGAAAAUAGCCAUAACAGAAGGAACAGAAACAAACAAUUCUGUGGGAAAUAAAGAGUUGAAAAUGUUGUUGACGCAGAAAGAACACCUACGGGUGAAUACUUAUAGAAUGCUGACUUGGUUAGAAAACGACGGGAGCUGGUUGGCAGUGAUUCCGAAAUGUCUAGGCGAUAAAAUGAUGCAGGAAUGCCACCAGUUAUCUCAUACAGGUGUUUCACGGACAGCCGACCUCAGACAAAGUGCAUACUGGCCAGGUAUAAGAGAUGUUGCCAAACAUGUUCUGGGUUGUCCACAUUGUCAGUUGAUGGAAAGUGAUCGGUACAUACGACUGCCGUUUCAGUCGGUUCCAGUAGCAGCAGUGGGUGGGUAACAUGUGAUCUGUGGACGUAAUGCAACCAUUUCCUCAGACAUCUAUUUGGAACCAAUACCUGUUGGUGAUGACGAAGCAUGCUACGCGAUGGGUGGACGCUGUCGCGACUCCUGAUCAAUGCUCGAAGACAGUGACCGUGGUGGUGAUGCGGCAUAUUGUCGCGGA